Molecule: messenger RNA, 285 nt
Organism: Penicillium hordei
Lineage: Eukaryota; Fungi; Ascomycota; Eurotiomycetes; Eurotiales; Aspergillaceae
Product: Male sterility NAD-binding
Exons: 2
Coding region: 1-285 (94 amino acids)
Source: RefSeq, a predicted model, not a curated record
AUGGGGCCUGAUGCGCCCGAACAGAUUCCCUUAGUGGCGCUAGACAAAUACUGCACCAAGAUGCUGGCCGUACCGGCGCUUGACCCCAAGCAAUGUGAAAACAGAUAUGUGCUAUUAGACCUCGCUAGCAUGUACAAUGACAGGCUCUGCACCAAGGUCAACGUUCUACCAGUACGCGAGUGGAUGCAGAAGGCCAAGGCUUUAGGCAUGCCGGCGGGUGUCGAAGCUUCGUGGACUGGCAAUGAAGUGUUUGUGUCGCCUAUGUUGCGCAAAGGGUGCAAGUGA